AGAUUAAUGUUCAGUUUGUAGGAAUUUUUGAUACAAUGCAAACACCCUAUUGACAGCGCCGUGGGGAAUCAAACGGCAGGUAUUUGCCCUUUUGCUGUGCUGAAAUAUCGAAAUCCGAUGUUUAUCCAAAAAAUCCGAAAUCCAGAUGUACUGGUACUAGCAUACUAGCAUCGUAGGCGAGCCCUGUUAUUUCAAACACAUGUUAUUUUAAAUAUCGAUAACAGAUCUCGACUGUUCCAUAUCGGUAUCUGUUCCAAAAUAUCUGUGACACGUAUUUCGUGUCAUCCCUAGCUUGGAGUCUUUGACAUUUACCAGUGGUGUAUCAGGUUAGGUUAGAAUAAUAAAAAAUUGCCAUUUUCAAAACAUGGGUAGAUUUUCUGCGAAAAUUUUUGGAUUAUCUGCAGACAUCCUAGAUGACAAGUACCUAACGGUGGUGCGUUAUUCUGACCGUGAGCUAUCUUUUUUGUAAAUAAUCACUGCCCUUCAGCUAAUGUAAAUGGACACCAACCAAACAUCAAGAGCGGGUUCUGAAGGGACCAGUGGUGAGGCUGAAGGAGAAGAACAAGAGGAACCAUCGUCGUCGACUCACCAGUUUGAGACUCAGCAUGUUGAAGAAGAGUUGGUUUCUUUUAGGACCAGAUGGAAGCAAGAAAUUGAAUCACAUCCAAAGAACAGAGAACAGGAAACAGUACCAAGCACUCCAGUGAAAGGCAUUGAACUGGAAGCUGAGGAGAAUAUUGCUAAAGGAUUUUAUAUCACAGGAACUGAAUUGGAAAAGGCUGGUAAAGUAUAUGAAGCCAUCCAAUAUUAUCGUAAGGCUGUACAACUUGAUCCAGACAUUGAACAUAAGAUUGAUUACAGACCUAGAUAUCCUUUAAAAGAUCCAGAGACUGAAAAUUCUGAAGGAAAUGUAGUGACUGACGAAAGUGAUAGCUCUGAGGAUUCUGAAGUAAUCGAAGAGGCGCAACUUUUGCAAAGGAUUCAAAAGAAGCUAUCCAAAGUUGGACAUUUCUGUAUACCAAAAUUCACACAAUCUACCACUCAUAUAUCGUCGUUGCCCAUAGAAUUACUAUUGUACAUUUUAAAAUGGGUUGUUUCUACCGACUUGGACUUGCGAUCUCUUGAAUUAUUCGGAUCAGUUUGUCGAGGAUUUUAUUUAUGUUCGCGCGAUUCUGAAAUAUGGAGGCUCGCUUGUCUAAGAAUAUGGGGUUUAAAUUGCAAUCUAACACCUGGCGAAUACGGCUCGUGGCGAAAUAUGUUUAUCGACCGACCUAGGCUGAAUUUCAACGGUGUCUAUAUUAGCAAAACCACUUACAUUAGGCACGGCGAGAACAGUUUUCAAGAUCAGUUUUAUCGACCUUGGCAUUUAGUGUCCUAUUUCCGAUAUUUAAGGUUUUUUCCUGAAGGAAUGGUGUUAAUGUUAACUUCGUCGGAUGACCCUGCACUGUGCGUUAAUCAACUGAAAACGCGUAAUGCUAGAGCACCUGUUAUGGUUGGAUAUUAUAGACUGAAGGAAGAUAAAGUUACUAUAGUCGUUCAAAGGCAAGAAACGACAAAGACUGUGCAAAGUGGUUUUAAAAAGGGCGGCAGAAGACGGGAAAUAGACAAUUCAGAACAAACAUUUCACAUCGAGUUAAAUAUUCAAAACCACAAAAAUCGCCGUCAUGUUAAGUUAGUUUGGUCUUACUAUUCGGUCUUAACACGAUCAAAACAGGGACACGAAAGCACCAGCAAUGUCGACCUAAUUGGGAAUCGUUUUACAAAUUUAUGGUUUUCACGAGUGAAGAGUUUUACGUCAGAGUCCGACCAACCCCUAAAUUGAUCUAUUUUUCUAUGUAUUUUUGAUGUAGAUAGAUAGAUUGACAUAUUUUACUAUAUUAACACUAUUUGGCUUCAUAAUAGGAAACCUGUUGUAAAUCUUUUUUGUCUAAUUAUAAGCCGAUUUAAAUUUUAAAA
Molecule: messenger RNA, 1956 nt
Organism: Dendroctonus ponderosae (mountain pine beetle)
Lineage: Eukaryota; Metazoa; Arthropoda; Insecta; Coleoptera; Curculionidae
Product: F-box only protein 9
Exons: 10
Coding region: 497-1822 (441 amino acids)
Biological process (GO): SCF-dependent proteasomal ubiquitin-dependent protein catabolic process
Cellular component (GO): SCF ubiquitin ligase complex
Molecular function (GO): protein binding
Source: RefSeq, a predicted model, not a curated record